Molecule: messenger RNA, 1689 nt
Organism: Malassezia pachydermatis
Lineage: Eukaryota; Fungi; Basidiomycota; Malasseziomycetes; Malasseziales; Malasseziaceae
Product: serine threonine kinase receptor associated protein
Exons: 8
Coding region: 1-1689 (562 amino acids)
Biological process (GO): spliceosomal snRNP assembly
Cellular component (GO): SMN complex
Molecular function (GO): protein binding; RNA binding
Source: RefSeq, a predicted model, not a curated record
AUGCCAGACUCAGCAACCGAGCCUGCAGUACGGGCGGCUCCUUUGACAUGCCCUGGGCACACGCGACCUGUUGUGCAUUUGGAGCACUCCCAGAAACAAGAUGAUGGAACAUACUUAAUGUUGUCAAGCUGCAAAGAUGGUAGCCCCAUGCUACGUGACUGGUUAGGGGAUUGGGUUGGUACCUUCUUGGGUCACAAAGGUGCUGUGUGGAGCGCCAAGCUCAGUGGUGGUGAUGCGGCGCGUGCCGUGUCAGGUAGUGCCGAUUUCUCAGCCAAAGUAUGGGACACGUAUACGGGUGAAUGUCUACACACAUUCCCACAUCACCAUAUUGUGCGCACCGUUGCUGUGGAUGCGAAAGCCAACAAGAUGUUGACUGGUGGCAACGAAAAAACGCUACGUCUGUUCGAUUUGGGAAAGCCACCCAGCCAUGCGGACGAAGCGCAAAGUUUUCGACCCCGAAUGCCUGGCGAAGACACAUCAACGCAUGAAGGACUCAUCCGCAGCGUUGUCUUGGGCCGUGAUGCGAAUACAGAGAACAUUGUGGUGACGGCUUCGGAAAGCAAACUGAUUCAGUGGUGGGAUCUACGAUCAAUGGAGCCUGUACAUGAUAUGGUACUAGACCAUCCAUUUGUAUCGAUGGAACGGUGUGUUGGUUCUUUCGGAGAGUACGUCACGGUGACCGCUGGCCAUGAUGCCAUGUUUGUGGAUUUGGGCACCCAUGAAGUGGUUCGAACACAUACACUUGAUAUCACGCCCUCAUCGAUAUGCUUACACCCUACGCAGGCCGAUCGGUUUGUGGCGGGAUGCACGUCAGACGAGUGGGUGCGGAUCUACGAUUAUGAAUCAGGAAAAGAACGUGAGCUGCAUAAAGGACAUCAUGGUCCAGUCCACUGCGUAAGUUACUCGCCGGAUGGGGAAGUCGCAGCAAGCGGCAGUGAAGACGAGCUGCUAGAGUCUGACUAUUUCAACGUCGCCAAGCCGCAUUUGUGUACGCAUGCUGGAUGUGCCAAAGCGUUUGCACGACGUUCAGACCUUCUGCGCCAUGUACGUAUUCACACCCAAGAUCGCCCCUAUCGUGUGCACCCUGAAGAGGACCGACCCAUGACACCGUCAUCUGUUCUUACAUUCCCCGAUAUGCCACCGGUCCCUCCGAUCACAGCUAUCAAGUCGGAGCCUGUCGCGAAAGGUAUGGCAACAGCAGCCGAACGACAGCAGCCAGUGCUCCUUGCGCCCAUGUCAGCACCUGUGCGUGGCUCUUGUAUGUCAUGGCUUACGACGCCACACCCCAAGGAUGCUACGCCGCUUUCUCCCAUAUUCCCUACGCCAACAACAGCACUUUCGGCUCCAUGCGUACCGCCCCCACCACCACCGCCGAUCUUAAGCCCGAUCCCAACGCCUCCAGCGACAGCUCCGUGCUUGCCCAUGUCUGUCCCCAUGCCAAUUCCAUCGCAGUCCAUGAUUCCAGGUGCAUCAGGAAGCAAGAUGGAUCAGAUCACACCUGUGCCCUUGGCCCUGUCUUUACCACCGGGCCCCGCACCGCCAUCGUCGGCCGCCUGGUUGUCAACCAUGAACCCCAACUUCCCACCGACACCUGUUACGCCAUCUAUGCCCAUGCCGCUAUCAUUACCUGUUCCACAGAGUCCAUCGUUCCCGAGUGGUCCGGCGCGAGGAUGGCCCUGUCGUUCAUAG